AGGAGCGGGGCUACGCGGAGAGGCCUGACCAGGCAGGGCUUGGGUCGGCGGUGCCGGCCGGCGUUUGAGCUUGAGCCUGGGUCUCCGCCACUGGGCCCGGGAAGAUGGUGCUGGGUGGUUGCCCGGUGAGUUACUUACUUCUCUGCGGCCAGGCGGCUUUGCUGAUGGGGAAUCUCCUGCUGCUGCAUUGUGUCUCUCGGAGCCACUCGCACAACACUACCGCCGAGCCUGAGCCCACAUCCGCUGGCGCCGCCCACCCGGAGGGCUCCACCGGCUCCGCGAGCUGGGAAUAUGGCGACCCCCACUCUCCAGUCAUCCUUUGCUCUUACCUACCCGAUGAAUUUAUAGAAUGUGAAGACCCAGUGGAUCAUGUUGGAAAUGCAACGGCAUCCCAGGAACUCGGUUAUGGUUGUCUCAAGUUCGGUGGUCAGGCCUACAGUGACGUGGAACACACCUCCGUACAAUGCCGCGCCCUGGAUGGAAUCGAAUGUGCCAGUCCUAGGACCUUCCUACGAGAGAAUAAACCUUGUAUAAAGUAUACCGGACACUACUUCAUAACCACUUUGCUCUACUCCUUCUUCCUGGGAUGUUUUGGAGUAGAUCGUUUCUGUCUGGGACACACUGGCACAGCAGUGGGGAAGCUCUUGACACUUGGAGGACUUGGGAUUUGGUGGUUUGUUGACCUUAUUUUGCUUAUUACUGGAGGGCUGAUGCCAAGUGACGGCAGCAAUUGGUGCACUGUUUACUAAAAAGAGCUGCUACCGUGGCCCAGAGAGGUAAGUCUCCUGAAUUCAUCUCUACAGGCUCAGAACUCUUCCUUAUUAUCAGACCUGACCAUUGCCUUCCUCUUUGGAGGGAAUGGCUUUGGUUAGGAAGGUUUCUUUGGACUGUGGAUUUUCAACCCAAACUUUACCUUGCAGACUAGAAAUGACAAGCAAACAGUAUUGUGGGUAUCAAGUUUGCACCUUUCCUCAUAUACAAAAAAUAUAAAGGAUAGUGAUUAACUUAUAAGCUGCAGAAGGGUUUCCAUACUCUUUAUUUCUGUGCGUUGCUGUAUAAUCAAUCCUUUGGAGCAAGUGGACCCAACAGGAUAAGCAAAGUGAAUAUUUUUAGCCUUGUGCCUUUUGUGACCCUGAGUCCUCAUGCGGUGGAGAUCGGAAGCUGAACCAAUGAAAAUCUUCAGAAGUAGAAAUGGCGAUGGAUUUUAAUACACACUGAAAUUCUGACUUUCUGAAUUUAAAUUGCAGAAUAAAUGUUGCCAACCUGGAAUGCUCGUUUGGGUGUUUUCAGUAGGUAGCGUGAAACUCAAAAUUAUAUUUGUUGUGCUUAAAGCUAAGCAUUUGAACUGAGCCUGAUAAUAAACCCUAUUGUUUCAUCAUUAUUAUGCCUGAGAGGGAAUAUAUCCAGUACAGUAAUUUCCUCAUUCCAGAUAUGUUUUGGAGAGCUGAACAUGGCUGAGUUCAGCUAUCCUCUUGGCAGACUUUUCCUAUCAAAAAAGUAGUAUUUACCAGUUUAGAGAGCCCAUGUUGUAGACUAGUAAAAAAAAAAAAAAAAAAAGAUUUCAUACAAGUAACUGUAAAUCUGUUCUUCAUGAUUAGGUAAGAUAAUAUGAGGGGCCUCAGGCCCCUGGAAAGAAAAGCAGACUCUUCCUUAAAGGAUAUUACUACUGAGUGCUGGGUAGAGUUAGGAUGUGAUCUGGGGGGCAAAGAGAAACUGAACACAUUCUGUCAAAAUAAGCAUGGUACCAAUAUCUGUCAGUGUGGGCUAUAGCAAUCAGUCAUAGGGAAAGAGACAGCCAAGGUUUCGAGUUCCCAAAUCACUGGGAAUAAAAGAAAAUGUUCUGAAUUAUAAGUGGUUUUUAAAAAUUAGUUCCCAUCCCUUGCAAUCUGAGUUAAAAAGGAUAUAAGGCAAAAAUAUAAAGUAAAAAUGGGGUUUGUAAGGUAAAUCAAACUAAGAGCCUGCUAUUUGGGCAACUUAUAAAUUCUAGAAACAAGGUAGAACUGCUCAAAGUUAAGUCUCAUAAUAAUUGACAUAAAGACCAAGAAUCCCAGUUAAAAUAACUCUGAAUAUGCUCUGUCAUUAUGAAGUUUUCCUAAGAGUUUCAGCUUUAUUAUCUCUGAUUAAUAUGACCACUGUUCUUACAGUAUUAAAUGGUGGCAAUUAUGUAAAAGUUAAAACAGAUUAUUCUAUUUUUCCUGAAAGUUAUGUACCACGUUGACCUUAAUCUUCUUUAUAACAGUAAUAAUUGACAGAUUCUUAUUUAGAAUCUCUACACUCUAAGGCAGUAUAUUUUAAAUUGUGGGUCAUGAAGAAACUGGACCUUCUCCCCAGAAAAAUGCACAGAAACAUAAAAUUUUGCAUAGAACUUAAGAGGGUUCAAGGAUGCCCCCUUUUAAAAAGAAAAGGAAAAAAAAAAAAAACUUCUAAGAAAAAUCUGGAAAACAAACUAAAAUUGAAAUCUUACCCCAAAUAAGAUACUACUUUAAAACCACAAAUCCUGCUUCAUCUCACCCAAAAAAAAAAAAAAAAAAAUCUCCUUAAGGAUAUUCACAAACCCCAUCAAAAGCUAUUUUCCUUUAAAAAUAAAAAAUAAACUGUGGCAGCUUUCAGACUCAAAAUCAUUAAUCAUUAGUGUUUCCAGGAGGAAGAGCUUGGGUAAAGAGGUAAAAGUCUGUAAGUUAUUAAAUUUUGUAUUUUAUAGAAGAAGCCCUUCUCACAGAAAAGGUGAUGGGGAUCGAAGUUGUUUCCACUGCUAGGUGACAGCCUGAGAAUCUUUACAUUCCUCUGUGACGAUCCGCAUUUGUCAGUUUCAGUGUGGCUUCUAGGUGAUGCCCAUCCUCUGUAUUCACAAACCCUGGCCAAAUGUGAUACAACCUGAAAAACUAUUUGAAUAAAGGAAUAUUUUGAAAAGUGUGA
This is a messenger RNA of Balaenoptera ricei (Rice's whale), 2916 nucleotides long. It is a transcript of the gene TM2D2, whose product is annotated as TM2 domain containing 2. The coding region runs from base 105 to 749 and encodes 214 amino acids. The record is from RefSeq and is a predicted model, not a curated record. The transcript is spliced from 4 exons. NCBI's taxonomy places the organism in Eukaryota, Metazoa, Chordata, Mammalia, Artiodactyla, Balaenopteridae.